Messenger RNA from Pyrus x bretschneideri (Chinese white pear), 927 nucleotides. RefSeq lists its product as uncharacterized. The record is from RefSeq and is a predicted model, not a curated record. Lineage: Eukaryota; Viridiplantae; Streptophyta; Magnoliopsida; Rosales; Rosaceae. The transcript is spliced from 3 exons. Bases 92 to 772 code for a protein of 226 amino acids.
AGUAAUGUAGAUAAACACUGGAUAAGGCUGGCUCAGCUUGUUAUAUCGAAGCAAGGAAGACACAGCUGAAGAAGAAGAACCAGAAGGAGAAAUGUCAGCCAUGACAACUCUCAGUCAGGCAUGCUGGGCUGCCGCCGUCGUGAAGCCGAAAUCAAACACCGCCAUUUCCCAUAUCCAAAACCCAAAGCCCAAAUCUUUAGCUCUUCCUCUCUCCGCCAAUUCCAGCUGCGGUCACUUCUUCUCCUUCAAUCCCAAAACCACCCUCAAAUCCUCCUCCUCCGUCCGCACAUUCGUUGCCGCCGUUGAAUCCGACCAGCUCAGCUCCUCCGACUCCGCUGACAAGGAAAAGCCGAGCAGGUACUAUUUCGUGGUUGCAAAUGCGAAGUUUAUGCUCGAUGACGAGGAGCAUUUCCAGGAGCAGUUGUGUGAGAGGCUUCGAUACUAUGGAGAGAAGAACAAAGAGCAGGACUUUUGGCUUGUGAUCGAGCCUAAGUUCUUGGAUAAGUUUCCUAACAUUACUAAGAGAUUAGGAAGGCCUGCCGUGGCUCUGGUUUCGACCAACGGUCCUUGGAUUACGUUUAUGAAGCUGAGACUGGACAGAGUGUUAGCAGAAAGUUUUGAAGCCGAGAGUCUAGAAGAAGCGUUAGCCUCCAAUCCAACCACUAUCGAGUUUGAGAAGCCACAGAAAUGGGUAGCACCUUAUUCCAAGUAUGAAUCCGGGUGGUGGGGGUCCUUCUUGCCGCCAAGAACGAAAGAGGGGAGCAAAGCGUAAAUCACUUUUUUUCUUUCUCAACGUGGAUUUCGUCAUCUGUUACUAACUAGAGCUGAAGUUGAUGCAUGUAGGUAAUGUGAUGUUUUGCAAGGUUAGCACCUCAUGUAAUAAACUUGUGUAGUUGCCUAUUAAUGUGUGAAGAGAGUAUUGAAGAA